Molecule: messenger RNA, 891 nt
Organism: Scheffersomyces stipitis CBS 6054
Lineage: Eukaryota; Fungi; Ascomycota; Pichiomycetes; Serinales; Debaryomycetaceae
Gene: CBR3
Product: cytochrome-b5 reductase
Exons: 1
Coding region: 1-891 (296 amino acids)
Cellular component (GO): plasma membrane; endoplasmic reticulum
Molecular function (GO): oxidoreductase activity
Source: RefSeq, a predicted model, not a curated record
AUGGAAGACAAACGAGAGCUUUUGAAGCAGCCAUUGCACGGGAUCUACAUCCCCAUAGGCCUCAUCAUCUUUGGUACGCUUAUGUUCGGCUACGAGUACUUACCCUAUUCCAUCGGGUUCAUAGUAGUUGUUUGUUCCACGCAGUUGUUUUUUGCCUACAAAAGACGUUCCUCUAUGGACAAGGUCAAGUGGCAGGAUUUUGAACUUGUUGACAAGACCAUCAUUGCGCCCAUGACUACGAUCUACAGAUUCAAGCUCAACAGAGAUGAUGAGGUGUUGGAUAUCCCUACGGGCCACCAUUUGGCCUGUUGUUUCACUAUAAACGGCAAAGAUGAAGUCCGCUACUAUUCGCCAAUCAGUAACCAGUUCGAUGCCGGCUUUUUUGACAUCAUGGUCAAACACUACGAGCACGGUGUCGUCACCAAAAGGUUGGCCCAGGUUGCAGAAGGGCAGACUGUCAAGUUCAGAGGUCCUUUUGGAAAGUUGGACUACAAACCCAACAUGGCUAAGGAGCUUGGUUUGAUCGCUGGAGGAUCUGGUAUCACGCCUAUUCUCCAGGUGAUCACGAAAAUCAUCACCAGCCCUGACGACACCACCAAGGUCAAGUUGGUUUUCGCUAACAAUUCUGAAAAGGACAUCUUGUUGAGAGCAGAAAUCGACGAAAUCGCUUCCAGAUACCCAGGCUUCUCCGUGGAAUACGUAUUGACCACUCCUUCCGAGGACUGGACCGGAAGCUCAGGCUAUGUCACCAAGGAAAUCGUAGAAAAGUUCUUACCUUCGCCUGAUCCCGAAAACAAGAUCUUUGUCUGUGGCCCUCCCGAAAUGAAAAAGUCGGUGGCAAAGAUCACCGCAGACUUGGGCUACCAGAAGGAAUCUGUUUUCUUCUUCUAG